AUGAGGCUUCUUGCCCGCGGCUGUUGCCACGCGCUCACUUCAUCCAGGCCCCCCCAAAUUCGACGUGGGUUUUCAACAUUACACUCGGUAGAAGCUACAAAAUCUCCAUUCGAGGUAGUCAAUAUCGAAGAAUUUCGAAGAUCUUCAUUCACACAAGAAAAACCUCUCCUAUUUGGCCAGUCCUCCAACCCUGCUCAGCAGAGUUCCUUCUCGGCAUCUUCAAAAUGGUUCGCCCAAACUCAAGACGCUAACCAGAAACCCACCGCCAAAUUCACUCCCUAUAUGAACCAAUUCGCCCACCACAUGUUCCCAUACGAGUUCAUAAGUCCUCAGAUCGCCGACGAUUCUGGAGUUUUAGUGAACACAACACAACAGUUUCUUGCAUGGCUUGCGUCUGAUCCGGAUCCCAUGGGUGCAGUGCUAGCAGGCAUCGUCCACGCAGCAUCCCACCCAGAUGCCUCGGAGCCAAAGUUCUCGUCAUUCGUUGCUCCCCUGCAACUCCUUCUCAAGGCUGCGGAAUUCAACAGCCUGCACGAGAAGAAGAUCAAGCAGCUUUACAUAGCCCAGGCUCAACUCCCGGACCUACCUCUAGAACUCCAGGAAGACCUGCCUGUCCCACGCAUUGUCUUGGAAGCCGGUAAAGGCGACGUAUACAAUUCGAGCUUGUGGCUUGGGCUGGAGCCGACAUAUACCCCGCUACACCGCGAUCCGAACCCUAAUUUAUUCUGUCAACUUGUUGGCAGCAAAACAGUCCGCCUGCUACCGCCGUCAUCUGGCGAUCGGUUGUAUCGUCAGAUACAGGCUCAGCUUCAGCAGUCGGGGAGUAGUCGCAUCAGAUCGACGGAAAUGAUGGAGGGCCGCGAGAGGGUAGCAAUGAACACAGCUGUCUGGGGAUCGGAGAGCCACGCGGAUAUUACAGAGGCUCAAUUGGGCCCUGGAAAUGCUCUCUUCAUCCCCAAAGGUUGGUGGCAUAGUGUCAAGAGUAGACAUCAUGAUGGGAGGUUGAAUGCCUCCGUGAAUUGGUGGUUCAGGUAG
Molecule: messenger RNA, 1035 nt
Organism: Colletotrichum abscissum
Lineage: Eukaryota; Fungi; Ascomycota; Sordariomycetes; Glomerellales; Glomerellaceae
Product: JmjC domain-containing protein
Exons: 1
Coding region: 1-1035 (344 amino acids)
Molecular function (GO): 2-oxoglutarate-dependent dioxygenase activity
Source: RefSeq, a predicted model, not a curated record